AUGGCGGACGGUGUGAUUGCGCACGAGGACGUCCUGCAGCACAUAUACGCGUUCCUGCGGGCGUACGGCUAUAAGAACGCGCUGCUCGCGCUGCAGAACGAGUCACGGGUGCCGCACAACACAAUCGACGUUGUGCAGCCGCAGGAGGCGGACGCGCAGCACGGCGUCACGAUGUCGAGCCCCGCCAGUCUGCAGCAGGCGGUGCUCGAAGGCCAGUGGGACACCGUGCUCACCACCUACGUGGACGGCCUGCUGCUGCCAGAGGAGGUGAUGUUUGACCUGUACGAGAACAUCUUCGAAGAACUCUUGACGCUGCGCGGCUUCGUGCACGCGGCGCGGGCGUUCUUCACCAACUCGCCAGUUUUCGCGGCAAUGAAGCGGGCGUCGGCGGCGCGCUACGCACGUCUGCAGCAGCAGCUGGAAUCGCAAAAGAACGCCGUGGCCGACGGCGCCGUGGGCAGCGAUAGUGGACCCGUCCCUCCGCACGUCCGCCAGAAACGCGAGGCUCUGCUGAGAGUCCUCCAGGAAGCCAUUACGUGGAACACAGAGCCGUACAACGGCGUGCUGCCGGCGGCGUUGUGGAGGCUGUUAAACACGGACGGAGGUAGCAAUGCUGAGCUGCCCUCGUUAAAGCGUCGACGCAUGGAUACGAGUGAUUCCGCUGUUGUUGCUGCUGCUCCUUCUGCAACAUUUUUGCAUUAUCCGCUUCAAUGCCCGAAACAUAUCCGGGAAAAGGUUGUAUUUGCCAAUGCGGAAAUGCCUACUUCCUGUGCUGUCGCCACUCUCUCGGCUGGAGAGGACAAGCAACACAACUACACCGCCAUCAUCGUUGGUAAAACAGAUGGAGCAGUGGACUUCCUUGAUGGGAAAUCAGCCGCGCCUGUCGGGAACUCCGUGGGUCACACAGACGGUGUGCUGAGUGUUGCUGUUGACGCUGUUGAGGAUGGCGCCGUGUGGGUGGCGGUGGGGUACCGCGACGGUUGGGUGAAGAUCUACAACACCGCGACGCGCAAAUUGGUGCGUCGCUUUGUGCAGGUGCACGCUAGUGGCGUGACGUCGCUUGUUUUCGCUGGUGCGCGGAGUCCGGCGCUUGCAGAGCACCACGUGUGGGUUGUUUCGGGAUCCUUUGACGGUACAAUCCAGGUUCUCGACAUUCGCGAGGGGAAGUCGGUGCAGCGGAUUGUGGACGCGCACCAGCUGAAGUACGUGCUCUCCCUCUGCGUGCUACGGGGCGUGGCGGACGGGGAGGAGGUGCAGGGCAUUGUAUCGGCAGGCAACAAUGGGACGCUGUGCUUCUGGCGGGUGGUGGAGGCGGGGCUGCAGCAGGAAGGGCCCGCGCGCACGCUGCGCUGCAUUCAUGCGUCGCUGCAACAGGCUGUGCCGGCGCGGGUGCUGGCGCUCGAAGGCACGGGGCCGGCAGGCGAGUUCCUCGUGCUCACGCGCG
Messenger RNA from Trypanosoma grayi, 1444 nucleotides. RefSeq names its product WD40 repeat-containing protein SMU1. Gene Ontology annotation, molecular function: protein binding. NCBI's taxonomy places the organism in Eukaryota, Euglenozoa, Kinetoplastea, Trypanosomatida, Trypanosomatidae. The annotation marks the transcript as partial. The record is from RefSeq and is a predicted model, not a curated record. Gene Ontology annotation, cellular component: precatalytic spliceosome. The transcript has a single exon. Gene Ontology annotation, biological process: mRNA splicing, via spliceosome.